Molecule: messenger RNA, 909 nt
Organism: Zerene cesonia (dogface butterfly)
Lineage: Eukaryota; Metazoa; Arthropoda; Insecta; Lepidoptera; Pieridae
Product: traB domain-containing protein-like
Exons: 8
Coding region: 1-909 (302 amino acids)
Source: RefSeq, a predicted model, not a curated record
AUGGGUAUAGCAACAGCGUUUCGAGGAUUUAGUGAUACAAAAGUAGAGUUACCUCCUUCAGCGUCUUUUUUGCAAAAUGACAGCAGCGCCACUGUUGUUUUACUUGGGACCGUCCAUUUCAGUAAGCAGUCAGUGGAAGAUGUUUCCCAGAUAGUGAAAUCAAUUAAUCCAAAUGGAAUUAUGAUUGAGCUAUGUCGACAGAGAGUGUCGUUACUAGAACUGGAUGAUAAAAAGUUCUUAGAAGACGCAAAGAAAUUUGAUGCUAAAAAAUUGAGACAAGCAGUGAAAGGUCAAAAUUUUGUGUCGGGUAUGUUGCAUGCUAUGCUGCUAAAAACAUACGCUGAUCUCGCUAAAGAGUUGGGUGUAGCGCCUGGAGGAGAAUUCAGGAGAGCUUAUCAUGAGAUGAAAAAAAUUCCUGGCUGCAAACUAUUUCUUGGCGAUAGACCCAUUCAAAUAACGAUUGCAAGAGCUUUUCAGUCACUCAGUGUAAUAGAAUUGGGACAAGUUCUUUAUCAUUUAACUAAUGCUAAACCAAAACCAAUAGAUAAAUAUCAAUUAGAAAAAUACAAAAGCAAAGACUUUGUUCAAGCCCAAUUUGAAGAAAUAACGAGAGAGGUUCCGGCUUUUAAGAAAAUAUUUCACGUGUUUGUUGACGAACGUGAUAAAUGUCUCGCGUUUUCUUUGCAAGAAUGUGUACGUGCCGUCGAGAAACCUCGUGUCUUGGCAGUAGUAGGAAUGGGCCAUGUGGAUGGAAUUAUGAAAUAUUAUGGUAAAAUGAGACAAGAAGAUAUCGUGCCAUUACUAUUAAUACCUCCUACGCCCGUAUAUUGGGUUAUACUACACGCAACCAUGAAAUUCACUUUUUACUUUUUGAUAUUUUCUUUUAUUUAUCGAUUAAUUUUUGGCUAA